GCUCUGUGAUCCAGCUGAAUUGAUUUUCAAGCCCUAAUUCCUUAAUUUUGGAUCCCACUCUACUGAUUCGAACAAGAUACAUAAUCAUCCAGCAUCCAGCACCCAGCACCAGGGCUCCUUCUACAUUUUGUGUUUUUUUGGGGUUCACUGGGGAUUUCAGUUUUAUGGCUUCCAAUCAUCCCUCUGGAGGACGCCAAUCAGGUGUCACCAAUGGUGCUCUAUUCAAGGAAUUAUGGCAUGCUUGUGCUGGACCUCUCGUCACUCUUCCUCGUGAAGGAGAGCGAGUUUAUUACUUUCCACAAGGACACAUGGAACAACUGGAGGCAUCAACGCAUCAGGGGUUAGAGCAGCAUAUGCCUUCAUUCAAUCUCCCAUCUAAAAUACUGUGUAAAGUGGUUAACAUUCAGCGUAGGGCCGAAUCUGAAACAGAUGAAGUUUAUGCGCAGAUAACUUUGCUUCCUGAAGCUGAUCAAAGUGAGAUAGCAAGCCCAGAUCCUCCACUUUCAGAACCCGAAAAGUGCAUCGUGCAUUCAUUUUGCAAGACUCUUACUGCUUCUGACACAAGUACCCAUGGUGGCUUCUCUGUUUUGCGACGUCAUGCAGAUGAUUGUUUGCCACCACUGGAUAUGUCUCAGCAGCCACCUUGGCAGGAAUUGGUUGCAACUGAUCUGCAUGGCAAUGAAUGGCAUUUUCGGCAUAUUUUUCGAGGGCAACCCAGGCGUCACUUACUAACAACUGGGUGGAGUGUCUUUGUUAGUACCAAAAAAUUGGUAGCUGGUGAUGCAUUCAUAUUCCUGAGGAGUGAAAAUGGAGAGCUGCGUGUUGGAGUACGCAGGCUCAUGAGACAGCAGGCAAAUAUGCCGUCUUCUGUUAUAUCUAGUCACAGCAUGCAUCUUGGGGUGCUUGCCACUGCAUCUCAUGCCAUUGCAACUCGAAGUCUCUUCUCUGUCUUCUACAAGCCAAGGACAAGUCGGUCGGAGUUCAUUGUUAGUGUCAACAAAUAUCUUGAAGCUUGUAGCCACAAGAUUUCUGUUGGUAUGAGGUUCAAGAUGAGAUUUGAGGGUGAAGAAGUUCCUGAAAGAAGGUUUAGUGGCACUAUUGUUGGUUUUGGGGAUAAUAAUGCAUCUGGAUGGGCUGACUCUGAGUGGAGAACUCUAAAGGUUCAGUGGGAUGAACCUUCAUCGAUUGUACGUCCAGAAAGAGUGUCUGCAUGGGAAUUGGAGCCUCUGGCUGCAACUAAUACUGCUUCAACUUCACAAUCUGCACAGAGGAACAAGCGAGCACGACCACCUGUUUUACCUACACCAACUACAGACCUUUCUGCACUUGGAAUGUGGAAGUCUUCACCUGAAUUUCCUGCUUUAUCAAACUGCGACUCUCAGCGAGGACAGGACCUCUAUCCAUCACCUAAAUUCUCCCAUGCUGCAAAGGCUAACUCCAUAGGUUUUAGUGGGGAUGGAGGAUUGCCUGUGGUGUCUAGCAGCUCCAUGUAUUGGUCUACCCGUGUUGAAAGUGUAAAAGAGUCUUUUGUACCUUUUGUUAACAAAGAAACUAGUGCAAGGCAUCAGGGCACUGGGAAUGGAUACAGGCUUUUUGGCAUUCAAUUACUUAACAAUAAUAACUGUGAUGAAGUUUCACAAAUGGUUGCAAUCACUGCAGCUGAUGACCAGCCAGAUGCUGACACUGACCAGAACUCUGAACCAUCAAAUCUAAAUCGAUCUGAUUUUCCUUCUGUAAGUUGUGAUCUGGAGAAGUCAUACCAACGAUCUCCUCAGGAGUCACAAAGCAGACAAAUUCGAAGCUGCACAAAGGUGCAUAUGCAAGGUAUGGCCGUUGGAAGAGGUGUCGAUUUGACAAGAUUUGAUUGUUAUGAGGACUUGCUAAAAAAAUUUGAGGAGAUGUUUGAUAUUGAAGGUCAGCUUUGUGGAUCCACUAAGAAAUGGCAGGUUGUUUACACUGAUGAUGAAGAUGACAUCAUGAUGGUCGGGGAUGAUCCAUGGCAUGAGUUUUGCAGCAUGGUGAGGAAGAUUUUUAUCUAUACUCCAGAGGAAGCAAAAAAAUUGUCACCCAAGAUACAACUUGUAGUUAACGAUGAGAUGAAAUUAACCAAGCAUGACACUGACACAGCAGUCAACACUGAAGACCGGUUGUCGGUUGUUGGUCCUGGGUGCUAAUGUAUCCCAGGCCUCUGGUCAUGGAGUAAACUGUUAGAGGGAAAGCAUGGAAGGGAAUGAAGGAAGAGCAACAUUGGCGAACAGAAAAGGCAUAAAAUGUGCUGGAUGGGGAGUUAAGAGUGUUGAUAUGUUAUUAUAUAUUUUGUUUUACAAGGUGAACGUGAUGGCGCUUUUGCCUGUUUGGAUUUGGAAUAGGCAUAAAAUGUUUUCCCACUCUGAUUCAAGCUCAGUCUUCUUUUUUUAUUUUUUUUACACGAUGUGGUACAAUUGUAUUUUGUAUGUAUAUAUAUAUAUAGAGAGAGAGAGAGAGAG
Messenger RNA from Rubroshorea leprosula, 2486 nucleotides. Lineage: Eukaryota; Viridiplantae; Streptophyta; Magnoliopsida; Malvales; Dipterocarpaceae. The record is from the annotation of a GenBank genome assembly.